Molecule: messenger RNA, 1256 nt
Organism: Tachyglossus aculeatus (Australian echidna)
Lineage: Eukaryota; Metazoa; Chordata; Mammalia; Monotremata; Tachyglossidae
Gene: CIMAP2
Product: lymphocyte expansion molecule
Exons: 9
Coding region: 34-1170 (378 amino acids)
Source: RefSeq, a predicted model, not a curated record
CAGCGCCCCCCGGAGCUCCCCGACGUCGCGGCCAUGAAGCCCCAGGGUUGGCAGGGGCCGGAGGGCCAGGGCAGUGGGGUCCGGCCUUACACCCCCGGCUUCGACGACUCCUCCCGCACCCCUAAGGACCCGAGGGCCGGGACCGGGACCGGGGCCAGGACCGGAGCGGGGACUGGGAGCGGCUGGUUCCAGGAGCAGGAGGCCUCCCGGCUGACCCGCCUGCCCCACUUCCACUUCAAGGAAGCCCUGGCCCGGAACCGGCUGCUGGCCGAGCGGCUCGGCCCCAGCUCCUACCAGCUGAAGGAUUUUCUGGAGCUGCGCCAGCAGCGUCCCGGUAGCACUCGCGGCCUCCUGGACUCCAGGGAGCCGAGGUUCCGGGCCUUCGUCGGGAACGACUACCCGGGGCCCGGGAGUUACGGGAAGGGCGGGAACCCGUACGCCGAGCUGGAGGAGAAGGCUCGGUGCUCACCCCCGACCCGAGGAAUCAUGUCCAGCAAAACCGGGUCGUCCCGGUCAGCCUUGCUUCUGGGCAGCGGCCUGGGUCCCGGGACCUACAGCUUCCAGAGCAGCAUCGACACACUCCUGAGCCGCACGGUCAGCACGCGGGGACCCUACGACCUCUUCUCUGGAGAACGAUCCAAGCCGAUUUCCUACGGCCACUUCGCCAUCCCGAAGAGUAAGCCGAUGGAGCUGGGCCCGGCCCCGAUCCCCAACCUGGUGGCCGAGCUCAGCGCCGGUCCCCGGGCCAAGUAUGGCGUCUUCAGGACCACGAGCCGCAGCCCCCGACGGCCCCCGGAAAGGAUGUUCUGGGCCGCGGCCGGCCAAGGCUCCUGCCUGCCGGAGAGCAUUGGCCCAAGCUCCUACAACCCCCAGCCCAUGGGGAAGAAAGAAUUCUCCAUCCCUACAGCUUUCUGCUCCUCCUCCAAGCGGGUGGAGCGGCACUACCACCAGCUCUUUAUGGGAAACACGAACCCCGUGGGAGUCGGCCGCUACUACCUCACCGGGCCCCUGGAGCGGGAACGGGAGCGGGGCCUGCGCUAUCGCUCUCUCUACCUGUCGCCAUCCCGGCGCUACCUGAGCAACCCCAGCCGGGACUCCUACAUGCAGGAACGGAUUACCCCAGUCCACACGAGGUGGCCGGUCGGACUCUGCCCCGCCGCCCCUUCCUAAGGACAGUCAGAAUCCAGGAACCGGAUCAGCCCUGCUGCCUGCCGUGGGAGCCGGGACAACUGAACCGCUGCCCUGCCUCUGACACU